AUGAUUCGCAGCUGUCUUCACGUCUUUGGGGUUUGCAUAGUGGCCUUCUGCCUGGUGACGGAAGGUGGGAGCGUUUCUGCCAGUUGCAAGACAAUUGGCUGCGGUGGGCAUGACCCCAAAUCAACUUGCUUUUGCGCACCGUCUUGCUUCAGCUUCGAUGACUGCUGUGACGACUACGCCGAAGUUUGUCCAGAGCAGACGCCAACCGUAAAGUUAGGAGAUGUGAACAUGCUCAUUACGACAGACCUCCACUCCUGGAUUGAAGGGCGCCCUCACGACGCACACUUGAAUGCAUCCUUGGCUCAUGUAGUUUCUGUUCUGGAUCACUUGCGCAGUAUUGCCUAUGCUCAGAGUCGGGAUGUGUUCUUUUUCGACAAUGGUGACAUCAAUGAUGGCACCGGGCUUUCAGCAACUGCCCCAGAUCACGUUGCUUUCCUAUCUCCGGUUUUGCAGACUGUGCGGUAUGAUGCGCUGAACAUCGGCAACCAUGAGUUGUAUCAGCGAAACGGGCAUGGGAUCGUGGAGGGGCCUGCGUGUCCGGUUGUGGGCUUGAAGGAAUCUGGCUACAUCGCCUCCUGGGAGGGUCGCUACCUGACCUCGAAUGUGGUGUGGUCUUCAUCCCAUGAGCCAGUGGGCAACCGGUAUACCAUGAUAGAGGGCAAGUUUGGGACAAAACUGCUGGUCUUCGGCUUCCUCUACAACAUGCACGAUCACUGCGAUGCCGUCGAAGUGUUGGAUGUGGAGGAUGUGCUGGCCUCCCAGUGGUUCAAAGAAGCCGUACAGGCGCAUGCGCAAGUUUGUGAUGGUGUUGUCGUUCUCGCUCACAUGGACUACCGCGAUGAACUGGUUGACAAGAUAUGGACAGCCCUUCGCACCGGCAUGGGAUCCAGCAAGCCAAUCCAGGUGGUUGCCGGCCACUCCCACAGACGAGGCUUCAGGCAUAUUAAAGCAAUUCGCUUCUACAACGUGUGGCCAGAAGUCUACGAGGCUGGAUGCAAGUUGGAUACGGUGGGCUUCCUUUCUUACUCCCGGGAAGGGAAUCGGCUACGCUUUGAGCUUGCAAACAUCUCUGGCAACAUCAACCAGCUGGCAGGCGCAGUGAAUCGCAGCGUGUCCAAUUUUUCCACAGCUGCGGGCGCAAGGACUGCUCAGGCGAUUCAGACGGCGCGUGACAAAGCCGGUAGCGAUCGAGUUCUUGGAUGUGCAGCACAGAGAUAUCGAUUGAUGACUCCUCCUGGAAAGAACUCCCUGUGGUCCUUCUACAUGCAAGAGGUGCUCCCCGAAACGCUUCUGGACUCCGCAAAGUCGCAGAUCGCCAUUGUUGGGACAGGGGCCAUGACCUAUGAUAUCUUCCCGGGGCCUGUCACAAUCGACGAUGCCUACACGGCCUCUCCAUACGGCAAUUUCUGGUUGAAGUUGGAGGGCAUCAAAGGCGAGAGCCUGAUCAAACUCAUGAUGGAGUUGAAUCAUCCAACGCCUUGGACACAAGUGGUGCCCUCAUACGUGAACUCUAGCGCUCCCAUUGCAUCCUCCACCUAUGACCUUGUCUUCUGCGAUUUUGACUUGGAUCCCAUUGUGGAGAGACUCCAAGGGAUGCUGGGCAAACACCUGGAGCCUAAGCUGUACAAGCCGCUUCUAAACACCUCCAGCGUGUUGAGCGCAUGGUUCCAGCAGCGGCCAUGCUCGGAUGAGUCAAUCCUUCUCUAG
Molecule: messenger RNA, 1707 nt
Organism: Symbiodinium pilosum
Lineage: Eukaryota; Dinophyceae; Suessiales; Symbiodiniaceae
Source: the annotation of a GenBank genome assembly